Lates calcarifer (barramundi perch) is the source of this 1422-nucleotide messenger RNA. RefSeq names its product claudin 8.2 (gene cldn8.2). Gene Ontology annotation, cellular component: bicellular tight junction; plasma membrane. NCBI's taxonomy places the organism in Eukaryota, Metazoa, Chordata, Actinopteri, Centropomidae. The transcript has a single exon. Gene Ontology annotation, biological process: bicellular tight junction assembly; cell adhesion. Gene Ontology annotation, molecular function: structural molecule activity. The record is from RefSeq and is a predicted model, not a curated record. Bases 63 to 938 code for a protein of 291 amino acids.
GACUUGUUUCUCUUCUCAGAUUUGUUUGUCAAGCUGUGAGAGUGCAGCCGAAAGCCACAAUAAUGGCCUCUUACACUGCCUACAGUGGCUACAGCAAGCCACCUCAAUCUUACGCACCCUCUUACUACGAUGAGAAACAGGCCGCCGCGUAUGCAGAUUAUCAAGACUCUGUAUAUGAGGAAAAAAAGAGAAUUGAGAAGAAGGACCGCCGGAACGCCAUCUGUUGUGAGGUAGUAGCCCUUGUCAUUGGUUUCAUUGGACUAAUCGGGGUGGCAGCCGUGACAGGCCUGCCGAUGUGGAAGGUAACAGCCUUCAUCGGGGAGAACAUCAUUAUCAUGGAGACCCGCUGGGAGGGAUUAUGGAUGAACUGCUACAGACAAGCCAACAUCAGGAUGCAGUGUAAGGUGUACGAUUCCCUGCUGUUUCUGCCCCCGGAGCUCCAGGCUGCUAGGGGUCUGAUGUGCAGCUCCGUGGCUCUGACCACCUUCGCCCUCAUCGUUGCAGCAGUGGGGAUGAAGUGUACCAAAGUGGUGGACCAUCGCGCUCGCACCAAACAUGUUGUUCUUGUGGCUGGAGGCUGUCUGUUCCUCCUGGGCUGUGUCACUACCCUAAUCCCUGUGUCCUGGACCGGCCAUGUCAUCAUCAGGGAUUUCUACAACCCUCUGCUAAUUGAUGCCCAGCGUAGGGAGCUUGGGCAGGCUCUUUAUAUUGGCUGGGUGACCUCAGCCUUGCUUUUCACUGCUGGAGUGAUCCUGCUGUGCCGUCAUGCUCCCCGCACCCAGGAACCAGAUGAGAGGAUUGUGUACAACCCUGGGGGAAGUAUCUACCAGCCUGCAUACACAUACCAGCCAUACUCAUACCAGCCAGCUUACACCUACCAGCCUGCCUACUCUGCACCCCCACCAGGAUCUGUGGCUUAUACACCAACUCAGUACUAGUGAGGGAAAUCAAGCACAGAGACAAUUUUGGACAUUUGAGAAUAAUUUGACAAAUCUAACCAGACGCUAUCACUGGAAAUGGUCAAAUCUUUCAUUACUUUCUCAAAGAGGCCCAGGUGUAUUGCAGAGAUUGAAAUUCACUGUGAAAGUAACUGUGUUUUGAUCAUGAUGAACUGUGCUGAAUUACUGCCUGCUUUGUGUGUUCCCAUAUGCUUAUUUUACACUUAACUUUAUCAUUCACGUACAGUACAAUAAUAAUCUGUAAUAAUACAAUAGUUGUCUGUCACUGUCUUUACAGCCUCUGCUGACAUUCUCUCUGAGAACCAAUUAUGCACUAGACCUUUUUCAGGUAAUAUACCUCCACAUGAUUUAUGUUCACUGUUUAUUUUUUGUUGUAAAUGUACAUACUUUUUCAUAGUUAUGGCCUAAAUAUAAGGUCAGUUGUGGUUUCCAAUAAAGGGAUAAUGCUGAGAAAAAAGGAGAA